This is a messenger RNA of Myiozetetes cayanensis, 6994 nucleotides long. RefSeq names its product nucleoside-triphosphatase, cancer-related (gene NTPCR). The transcript is spliced from 5 exons. Gene Ontology annotation, molecular function: ATP hydrolysis activity. The record is from RefSeq and is a predicted model, not a curated record. NCBI's taxonomy places the organism in Eukaryota, Metazoa, Chordata, Aves, Passeriformes, Tyrannidae. The coding region runs from base 77 to 646 and encodes 189 amino acids.
CCCUCUCCCCGCCCCGUGUGCGGCGGGGCCGGGCCGGGCCAGGGGCGGUGCAGAGGGCGGAGCAGAGGGCCCCGCCAUGUCCAAGCACGUGUUUCUGACGGGACCCCCAGGGGUUGGAAAGACUACUUUGAUUCAGAAAGUCACCCAAGCUCUAAAAUCCUCAGGCGUUCCCAUUGAUGGAUUUUACACAGAGGAAGUUAGAGAAGGUGGCAGGAGAACAGGAUUUGAUGUUGUCACUUUGUCUGGAAACCGAGGACCUUUAUCAAGAGUCAGUUCUAAUUCUACUUCAAGAUGUGAAUACCGGGUUGGACAAUAUGCCGUAGACCUUGUUUCCUUUGAGCAGUUGGUUCUACCUAUGCUAAGAAAUGUAAACCAUGGUGGUGAUACAGAGAAAAGAAUUUGUGUCAUUGAUGAGAUUGGUAAAAUGGAACUCUUUAGCCAGGCUUUUAUUCAAGCUGUUCGUCAAACGCUGACUGGCUCAGGGACUGUGGUGCUUGGAACUAUUCCAAUACCUAAGGGAAAGCCACUGGAUCUUGUUGAAGAAAUAAGAAGUAGGAAAGAUGUUAAAGUGUUCAAUGUUAGUAAGGAAAACAGAAACAGCAUUUUGCAAGACAUCUUGGCAGCUGUGGAAUCCUGCAGAAAAUGAAGACCUUUUCUUUCCUGUAAACACUAAAGCUUUUGUUUCAACAAAACAUUACAACAUUUUGCGGAUGUUUUAGAGUCUGUCUUUCCUGCUUUAGCCCCUGGAGGCCUUACUGGAGCCUUCAGGGUAAGCAAGGUAAAGCCGGUAAUAAUCUAAAAUGUGAAAAUGAGAUAGCAGGAUUUGUAUUUAUUCAGUUCACUGAAUUAAAAAAAUUGAACAGACAUGUAUCUAACAUCCAAUUCUAAUCUGGGUGUUUGGAAGUUAGGUGGUCUAACUCUGAUCCAAGUCACCCCACGUAAAAACAAUUAACUGUAAAAUCUGUUUGAGAUCUUAGUCUUCCUCAGUGUGUUUGGACUGCUCUGCCUAGAGAGCAGUUCAGUAUCUGGAACUUGGCCCUGGUGGAACAGAACAGAACCCUGUCCCAAAUGUAUGUGUGUUCUGCCUGAGCAUUUCAGCAUGGGUGCUGACACAUCAUGGGCUAGAAGGAAUAAGCAGAUGGUCUCUCUCCCUCUACUUCCAGACACCCCUCCCUGCAGCUGCAGUAUAAGAAGGGUUAACUGAAGUUUCAAGAAAAUUUCCUGUAGUCUCAAGUGACAUUUACAGAAUUCCACUUUGGGUGUAAAAAUAAUCAACUCUACCUUCUCCUACAUGGCCCAGACAAUAGUUGAUAAGAGGGCUACAUUUUAUUUUCAUUUUUCUGAUGGUAAUCCUGUCCCCUACCCUUAAAAAUUAUAUUUAUGAAUCUUCAAGUCUGUGAAGUUGAGUAAAAUAUUGACGUGUUUUUCAUGCAGGAAAGUCAGGAUUGACUUACUACUGUAUUUGUUUGUAUUUGUUUUCCAAUCUGUUACGUUUGUUGAUACUUCUUACUUGUUUGAGUUUUUUUCCUUAUUCAAUUCUGUACAUGCUUCAUGGCAAAAUAAGAAUUGUUUGAGAGUAUUAAACAAUGUGUUACCCUAUGAGGUGUGCAGAUGUGUUCAGGAACCACUUAUUCAGUUCUGCAUGUUGUGCAAACAGAAUUCCUCCCAGGUGCACACUGUUCAUUGUACAAUUUAUAGUCAUCUCUGGUUGUAGAAAGUUUUUAAGAAUUCAGUUGUUGCUUAACUUUUCCCUGUUCAGUUUGAUAACUUUUAAAAUCAGCAAACUAUUUAAUGCCAUUUUCAGAUACAGUUUUAUUUAUUCAUUUCUACAGGACUGACACCCACAGUUGUAUGGGGCUGGAUGGGGACAGGCAUUUUUGCAGGUGUCCUGCAGACAGCUGGGAGCGUGGAAGGAAUGUCCUUUCUCUUUCCUGUAUUCAGAACAAGGGGGUCUGGUACAAACACUGCCCCUCCCCACAUAGCAGUAGGUAUAUGCCAUGAUAUAGGAUGCCAUGGCCUCAUUCCCUUCUGCCCAAAUCCGGUUGGAUGGUAGUAUCGUUUUCAUCAUGUUUGGGAAGAAGAAAAUUCCUCUUAGCGUCCCACUCCUUUGAGAAUGUACAGCUUCUGGCUCCUUUUUGCAAAAUAAGGUUGUGCCCUGGAGAUAUCGCUAAUCCUUUAGUUACUUCAGGCAUCUUACUCAGACAAAACACCUUUUUAUAGGUGAAGGACUUGGGACCAGUGUAAACCUUUUCAGGGCUGUAUGCCAUAGAUUUUUGAGCAGAAAUCUUAAGUAUUGGAUGUCCUCCUGUUUCAAUGUCAAGUCUCUUAAGCUGUGAAAUAUGCUGCAAAAGAACAGUUCUUUCAAUGAUUAAAUAAAUACCCAAAGUCUGGCAAGGUUUUAGUGGGACUAAUGUUGAGUCUUAAAUGGGGAUUGACCUUUAAAGCUAAAUAAAGUGGAGAGAUUUCACACUUCUCUGUUAGAGGCUGGGGAGGGAAGUUCCUUUAGGGAUGAUGGCAGAAUUGAGUUUUCCAAAUUCUGGUUCAGCCAGUCUUGUUGGAGAUCACUUGAAGUGGUAUUUGUUCCCCAUAAAAUUAGAUAUAUUGCCUUGCAUACAGUGCUAUGGUGCCUACUGUAGUUUCAUCAUAUAAUAGAGUGGGAAAAAAACCCCAAACAAUUAUAACACCAGGUUUGGGAAACCUGACCAGUACUUUUAAGCCGUUGUCUCACAGUGCAAGGAAGACCUUUUGCAGUAAGGUAAGAUUGGUCACUGGAAAAAUGCAAGUGGAUUUUUCCUUCACUGGAACUGUGAGUGAAGUAUCAGCCUUUUUAAACCAAAGCACAUGCUUGCUACUGACAUCAGUGUCUCUUGUUUUCUGCUACCUAUAUCCAGAUUGGUGUGAGUCUUUAUUUCUCUUGGAAAGCACUCUAGUUCAGAGAGAAAAUAGACUUUAAAAAAAAAAAAACCAACACCAAAUUAAAGAGAAAUUUUGUAGUCUCUGUUCAGCAGGAGAUUUUAGAUGACUUUAAUAGUCAUGUCUGGCCUUUAAAUCUGAGGCACUCUUGAAGAUAUGAUUUGCCUGUUUCAAAUAUACUUCGAGUGAGUGAGAAAGUACUACUUCCAACUGAAGGUAAAUUUUUAUGACAACCUGUGUUUACUUUAGAGGUAAAAAUGCAUUUUCUGGUCUUGCACUAGUAAAAUAUUUGGAAGGCCUUGAGAGCACUGUAACAGCAAACAGAGCAUUCACAAUUCCCCUGAUGGGCUGAUUUUACUAAUAGCACACAUUCAGUGAAAAGAACCUCUGAUGUACCAGCUAGAUUCCAGAUGACAACAUUAGUGCACCUGCAGGUUUUAAUUGGUGCAGAAAAGGGGAGAGUGUGAGGUACCAAUUACUUUCUCCAAGCCUGAGAAUCAAGGAUGUUUUUGGCAAGGAGGCUUGUAAUUCCAGCACAAAAUUGCACCCAGCAUGGAAUAAACAGGGCCUGCAUUAUUUAUCAUGCAUUAGGCAAUUUUUGACUUGUAAAACUUUGAGAAGCUGAGAGAGGGGAGUCUUUGACACUGGACCCACUGCAAAGUUAAUUAUAAGUGAUAUGUCUGUGUUGCAGAUUUAAGGAUGUACAAGAACAGUGAAACAUGGUAAUUAAAUACCAGCUCCCAAUUCUGGGAGUAAUCUAAAUAUGGCAGUAAUUGGGUAGUUGAAAAGAAUGCAUUGAUGAGAUGAUGAUUAUUACAUGCUGGAAAAUCUCCCUGGUAAUUUUAAUCUUCUAAAAUGAGCUGCACAAAAUUCAGCUAAUCUUUAACUUAUAUUCUCCAGCAUGAGAAGACCCUGGUGGGCUGGAGACAAAUGCAGAUGACAUUUCUUGCCUUAUUCUAAUAAACAGUUUUUAUAAAAAGCUGUGAAUGGCAUCACAGAGAGUCUUAACUUAAUAGUGUCAGAAUGUCAUUCAUAGAUAUUGAGAGUAUCUGGUCAUCACGCCAAGGUGAAAAGACUCACACUGGUAAGUCCUUUUAGUUGAGAUUUGCCUUAAAUGCAGUGAAUGCCAAGAUUUUCUGCCUAUGGGACUGAGGUGAGACUUUGCAAUGAGAACGUCAGUUCCUGACAGAGAAGUUUUCAUGACAAAAUGGAGGGAACAGCCAGGACCUCUGGCUUUUAUUUUUGGGUGAACAGGAAUGAACUUGGUAGACUAUGGCUAUCACUGGUUCCUGCGUGCUUGCUGUGGUGGGGAACUGCCAGGCUGAAGGCCAGGCGGAGCUUUGGCAGUUUACCUGGUGGAUGUGAACAGUUCAGCAGCCUGUGUUUGGCUUUGGUAAAAAGGUACUGAAAGUCUUCUUACCGGAUCUUCAGGUUAUGUUUCACCCUUAGGAGUGUAGCACCUGGCUUUUACUGUGGGAUGUAAACAAGAGCCUGUUAGAGAACAGAAAGUUUAGAAAAAAAAAAAAAUGGGAGGGAGGUAAGUAUCCCAUGUUUAGUGCAAGGGCUGAAGUACUGUGUUUGUGCUUGUUUUACCAUUAUUAUCCUCCUUCCUGUAACCUGUUAUAUUGUCCGUGUUCCUCUCUGGUUGGGAGGGCCCUGCUAAGCCAGUGUGGAUAAAAUCACUCCCAGUGUUUCUAUUCCACAAUGGUGAUGUUAUCUGAGGUUAAGCUGGAGGGACUGGGCCAGGUACGGCUUCCAUCUCUUCAUCCCUUCUGACAUUUCUAUGAAAGAACUGCAUGUACCAAAUGCUCUUGUGGAUUGAGUACUUGAUGAAGGAUGCAUUCAGUUUGCUAAGGAGAUGGGAAUGUCACUGUUUUCACGUUGUAGAAGCAAGAAUGUUCUGGGCUGGCUGAAUGAACUAGGUGGCCUCUGCAGCUCUGAAUAAAUCAAGCAUAGCACCUGACUCAAAAGACCCUGAUGGAGCUCCUUAGGAAAGGUACUUACGUGUUGGGGGUUGCCCUCCUUCCUGCAUCCCAGCUGUACUAAGAGAUCAGGCAAACUGUUAAGCCUGGGCAACUUCAGGGCCAAAGGUUUAACAGUGUUUGGCAUUGUGAAACCCAUCAGCAGUGUCGCAGAUAACAUAAAAGCAGUGAAAGUUGGCUUUUCAUUCAGAGGCCAAAACUUAACCAACAAGUAGGGUCCUGAGGUGUCCCAGGUGCCUCCAUCUUGCAACUCUGAGGCACCUGGAGUGUGAGGUUAAGUAUCGAGCUGCUUAGGUCUUUCAGGAAUAAAGAUAUGACUCAAAACCUUAACGUAUAUGUAGGCGCUGGUGCUGAGAACAGCAUUCCUAUGGACUCAGUGCCUUUUGGUGCUAUGCACAGCUGUUUGGAGCAGCUCACUGUUGAAAUUAGGCCUUGUGUACAGGUCAUGUUCCUAUUUGUUAGCUUUGUGUGCAGAGUAACUGGGUGUAUCUCUACCUCAUGCAAAAAUGGGGGAGGCCUAAUAUAUGUUUAAUCAAUACAGCCCCAUACCUAGUUGCAGGUUUUAUUUGUAACCAUCAUAACUGAUUAUUCUGUAGGAUUGGCUUAUAUUUAAAACCACUGCAUAUAGCAGUAGGCUUAUUAAUUUAACAGCAGACUGUCUCCAAAAAAUAGGGAGAAAUGCAGUGCGCUCAUUUUAAUUUUUUUUUUUCUGUCUUUGCUAUGCUUGUUAGCAGUCACUCUUGGGUUUUUUCAUCCCACUAUGCUACAGUAACAACUUCGAUGCAAAAAUUAAAACUCUGUAGGACAUGGCUACAAAAAGGGAACUAAUUUUUGGAUCUUGAGUCCUCCGUUGGCACUGCUUGCACGCUGUGCCUCAACAGACGAGUAUGAACCUUCCUUUUCUGGCAGCCACUCUGUGCAGCUGGAGGCUGGACUUCAUGGCACACUGCUGUCCCCAAGGAGCUAUGCUCCAGGGGCUGGUGGCUUGAACUAAGUCAGGAACUGUGAGGUAGCAGCAUUAUUUUAGGAUGCAGUACGAGGACCAUGGAGACAGUAGUCUAGCAGAAGAUGUGGUGCAGGGGGAAAGGUGGUGUCGCUGGGCCUCAGUCCAUGCUAAGCAUAUAGUAGGCUUGCUAUUGAAAAGUAUUUCUGCACCCAUUUCCUGAUCUGGUUUAGUAUGCUUGAGUUGGAUACACAGAAUAAUUUCGGUUGAUUGGGACGAUUUUUGAUGGGAAUUAAUUCAAACUUAACAAUGUGAAAAUUGGAGGCCUAAGUUAGGUUAAGUGAAUAUGGGAAAGUUCUUACUGCUUUCCACAGCCCCCUGUUUGCCCUGUCUCCAUGCAGGAAGCCAAAGCUGUGAUGGUUUGUCCUGUGAACUGCCAUGCAAAAGCCCCCAAGGCAGAAACGGGGCUGGUGGCUGUUAGUAAGACCCUCCACCUACCUGCAUAACCUCCAGCCUUCAUUUGUAAUGAAGCACUUAAUGAACAGGGUGGUGGGACAAGAGUCAUCAUCUGCCAGAACUGGUCAGAAGGGAGCAGCUGAAUUCAAUUUCCUUUUCCACAUCAUAUCUGGAUGCUAGAUGAGAAAGGAAUAGGGCCUGAACUGCACUGAUGACCAGAGGGCAUGGAUACUCUGCUUUUGCCCUUGUGGACAUGGGCAGAAUUUUUCAUAGGUUGUGUUGAGCUUUAUAAAUAAUCAAUUCAUCAAGAUCUAAAGUGAAAUAAAAACAAUAGAUUUCUUAAUUUUGUAAGGCAGAAAGCAAGUGCAAACAAUUUCAAAUGGAAAAGACAACCCAAAAACUGCUGUCACACAAAACGUACUUGAAUCAUUUUAUUUUCACUCGGUGUUACUUAGUUCUACUACUCAGAUCUGAAGUGUGGCACAGUAGGAAGAUCAGAAUGCAACUGAGUAUUGCCUAACAGUAAUGAUACUUAGCUACAGCAUCUCUUGUUAAGUCUCUCUUGUUAAUUGGGACAAGACAGCCUGGCUGCACGUCAUCGUGUUGAGAUUUAGAAACAAUCUAUGGUAGUUACAGUAAAGAGGAACAGCAAGACACUGAUAGCUGCAAUUCUUUUUUAAUUAAAAAAAAAAAAAAAACA